CAGCACGUGACACCCUUCAUCUCGAACUCAAUCUUGACUACUCAUCAACAACGGCGCCCUUGUGAAACUUGGAUCAUUUUACAUCAAUUGAUCUGGUUCUUUAUUUCCCAUACGACCAUACCGAUUGGAACAAUAGCGCAACCAUGGCGCUUGUAGCGUACGACAGCAGUGACGAGGAUGAGGAUGUCCAAGUUGACACCCCGACUGUGCCACAAAACACCAAGAAUGACUCUUUUUCACAUCAAUCACAAAACGACGCCGGUACGCCCCCUCACGCUCAAGUCAAAUUUCCGCGCAAUGAGCCCAACAACAAUGAGAUGUCCCUCCGCGGUCGCUAACCCAUCCACAGUAACGACAUCAUCAUCAACAAUCACCAAUGGUCACAACGAGAGCACACUCUCACAACCAUCAGCACCACAACCGCCAGAGCCCUCAAACCAACCACCACCACCACCACAACAACAACCACAACCAGCCCCCUCGCCAUCAACACCCCUAGGCCCAGUCCUCGGUCCAGCCCUCGGCCCCUCCAUGCCCCCUCCCACGGGAGCCGCCUCAUCCAACACCCUCCUCCCCGACCCCGACUCCGACGUCGACAUGUCCUUCCUCGACGACCCCUCCACCUCCUCCACCGCCUUACCCUCUGCCCCUUCAGCAGAACCCCCCAAAUCCCCCUACACCACCACCCGCACCCUCCUCCGGGACCUCACCCUCCCCGCCCUUCCCAACAUGGACAUCCCCGCCUCGCCACCCCUUUCGCCUUCUGACAUCUCUUCGGUGGAACGCCUAGCGAGCCUAACCAGCAAAUUCGACAAGUUCCUCGAGCUCAAGCGCACCAAGGGACAGCACUUCAACUCGCGCAUCGCGCAGAGUGCAGCUACGAAGAACCCGGGGUUGAUGGAUAAGUUGAUGAGGUUUGUGGGGGUUGAGACGGAGUUUUGGUUUGAUGAUGAUGACGACAUUGCCGCCCAAAACGACAUCUCCUUGGACAAGGGCGCGGAGGUAGCGGCGCCGGCGCCGCCGGCUGGGGCAGAGCAAUACGCCACCACCCUGUCCAAGGAGGUAUGGGAUCCAUCUGCCAUGCCGGGGUGGGCGUAUAGAGAUCGGCUGCGCAAGACGCAGGAGAGGAUGCAGAGGGAGAGUGAGAGGAAGAGGGGGGAGAGAGUGGAGUUUGUUAGUGGAGGGUCCACGACGGCGAUGACGGGUAGUGGAAUGGCGAGUAGGACGGGGAGCGCGACGCCGCUGGGGAGUGUGGCUUAUCCUGGGGGGAUGAGCGGCGGGACGGGGACGGGGACGGGGACGCCGAGUGCUGGUGCUGGCGCUGGUACGACGGCUGGGGUGAAGAGGAAGUCGAGGUUUGAUACGUGAGGUGGGGGGCGCUCCGGAUUCUUGAUAUGUUUUCGUUGUGCCCGUAUGGAGUUCGAGGUGGCUAGAGGAUCUAAAUCGGAAUAAGAGUAUGCGA
Neurospora tetraspora is the source of this 1462-nucleotide messenger RNA. RefSeq lists its product as uncharacterized. The record is from RefSeq and is a predicted model, not a curated record. Lineage: Eukaryota; Fungi; Ascomycota; Sordariomycetes; Sordariales; Sordariaceae. The coding region runs from base 178 to 1368 and encodes 396 amino acids. The transcript is spliced from 2 exons. Gene Ontology annotation, cellular component: nucleus. Gene Ontology annotation, biological process: regulation of DNA-templated transcription.